CACAGGUAAGCCUCACAUAGGCCACGCCCACUCCCAGGUGAGACUUCAGCAAUCACGAAGUCGGACAAAGGUAUCAGAGAGCUCAUCCCCUCUGACUGCAAAACACGGGCAGGAUGGAGACGAUGAAGCCAGAAGUGAAGAAGAAACCAAAGCCGCCAAGACCUCUUCCAAGGCCCACUGAGUGGAAGAGAAAUGACCUGGACAAACUGGAGAAACCGUCUCCCCUGGUGCCUGAGCGGCCUUCAGACUCUGAGCUGGGUCACACACAGUACAGGUUGAGAAAAACAGCAUGGACAAACAAUGAGCCAAAUGGAAACUUGAAGCAAAGAGAGACAAAAGAGAACCCGUCUGAGACGCCUGUGGUUCCACCCAGACCCACAGAAAAGGAACUAAAUGCCACAACCAAGUACAGUCAUCGCAGGAGGGAGCAGUCUAAGGACACGCAGAGCUCCAAAGAAAAGGACCAAUCAGAGGAUCUCAGAGAUGACACAGACUUCAAGCAGAAAAAUCCAUCCGCCCUGUCUGGCAUGUUUAAACGGAGCCAGAAAGAGAAACCGCCUACGUUCACUACUUAUGUGAGCCACAACUUGGACGAUGAUGAAAAACCUGAGGAGGCCCCGGUGAAAGAGUCCUCUGCCAGCAAACAGGGAGGUCUGAAGGAAAUAAUGAAAGGUUUGACGUUCAAGUCGUCACCAAAGACCAGCAGAGAGCCGAGUCCAGAGUCGAGAACGGAGGAAGCAGCUCCAGAGAAGGACAAACAGGAGAAGAACGCAGAGCCCAAACCGGAUAUUGGAGCUCUGUUCACUGGAAUGUUUCGUAAAACUCCAAAAGACAGAUCUGUCUCUCCUGCUCUGACGGUCACCAAAGCGGACAGUGAUGCUGAAGAAACAGAGGAAGCAGAGGAGAAGAGCUCUGAACAGUCUAGUGAAAGAGGAGGCUUAUUUGCUGGCAUCCGUAAAAAACCUGCCAAAACAACAGACGAUAAAGAGAAUCUGAGCGUCCACAGUGAGCUGUCCGCCAGCACCGACAGCCUGUCUGAAAACAAGGAAAAAGGAGGAAUAUUCAGCGGGAUGUUCAAGAAGUCUCCAAAACCAUCAGAAGCUUCUCAAACAGAUGAGGACCAGCAGUCUCUCCAUGAUGACCUCUCAGGCAGUAACGAUAAUCUGUCUGAGAACUCAAAGGACAAAGGAGGAUUCUUCAGCGGGAUCCUUCGAAGGUCUCCGAAGAUUCCCGCAGAGGAAACACCCGAGCAGGAUAAACAAACUGAGCUAUCUGACAGUAAUGAGGCUUUGUCUGAAAACACCACCACCAAAGAAAAAGGAAACGUUUUCAGCGGCAUGUUCAAGAAAUCUCCCAAACCAUCAGAAGGGCCCCGACUGGAGGAGGGUGCAGAGCGUUUAAACAGUGAGCUCUCUGCCAGCACUGACAGCCUGUUAGAAAACAAGGAGAAAGGCGGUUUGUUCAGCGGGCUCCUGAAGAAGACUCCAAAAACAACCGGAGAGGAGAAUCUAUCAUCACAGAAGGAUCUUUCAGCCAGCAAUGACAGUCUGUCCGAGCCUGCAAAGGAGAAAGGAAUUGGGUUCAGUGGAUUGUUCAAGAAGCCACCCAAACCUGCAGACACCUCGUCAGAGGAAGAGAAAGGAAUUGGGUUCAGUGGAUUGUUCAAGAAGCCACCCAAACCUGCAGACACCUCCUCAGAGGAAGAAAAGCAGCUCAAAGACAACGAGCUCUCAGGCAGCAACGAAGCUCUGUCUGAAAACAGCAACAAGGAAAAAGGAGGAAGAUUUGGUGGAAUAUUCAAGAAGCCUCCCAAACCUGCAGAAGCCACUCAGUCUGAUGAGGAUGAGUCUCCUGACAAGGAGCUCUCAGCCAGCAGCGAGAAUUUAUCUGAGAACAAGCAGGAGAGAGGCGGAGGCUUGUUUAGUGGACUUCUCAAAAAGACUCCCAAAGCGACUGGAGAGAGGGCCGAGUCACCUGAAAGAGAGGCUCAGAAAGAGCUGUCAGCCAGCAAUGAUGACCUGUCUGAGGGUAACACCAAGGAGAAAAAUAUUUUUAGCAACAUGUUUAAGAAGCCGCAGAAACCAGCAGAGGGCGCUGCAGCAGACAAGGAUCUGGAGGGGAAACAAGAAAAGACGUUAUCAGCCAGCAGUGAGAAUCUGUCUGACGCCACCGUCCCAAAGGAGAAGAAAGGGGGCCUGGGCGGCAUCUUCAAAAGAUCAGCAAGCAUUGACAACCUGUUUGAUGAGGAGAAAGGUGGUCUGUUCAGUGGACUUCGCAAGAAAACACCCAAAGCUUCUGGAGACGAUGCAGCUGCAGACGACAAGGACGAGCAGAAGGAGCUGACCGGCAGUACUGACAAUCUGUUUGAAAACGACAACACCAAGGAGAAAGGCGGUCUGUUCAGUGGACUUCGCAAGAAAACACCCAAAGCUUCUGGAGACGAUGCAGCUGCAGACGACAAGGACGAGCAGAAGGAGCUGACCGGCAGUACUGACAAUCUGUUUGAAAACGACAACACCAAGGAGAAGAGUUUUUUCAGUGGCAUGUUUAAGAAAACUCCCAAAUCAACAGACGGGAACACUACAGAGGAGGAGUUAGACCAAGAGGAUACAAAGUUGUCUACCAGUGGUGAAAAUCUGCUAGAAGCAUCAACAACAAAGGAGAAGACAGGAGGACUGGGCGGCCUCUUCAAAAGGUCUCCCAAACCAUCUCCACGCUCAAUUCCUGCUAAGAAUCCUCUCAGCCGCUCUGGCAGCUGUGACAGCCUCCCAGGAGCAGAGGGCGAUCUUGGUGAAGUUUCCGCCAGUACUGAGAACCUUAUCGAUGCUACAGGCACAACAAAGGAGAAAAAAGGAGGUUUUUCUGGGAUGUUCAGGAGGAACAAAACAAUAGAACAGGAUAGUGAAGACAUAGAGGCACCAGUAGGAGGCGGUCUGAGACGCAGGAGAACCAUCAAGAAAAAACAACGAGUUGUGUCCUUCAGAGUGAAGAAAACUCUUCCCAAAAUACAGAAGCGUAACGCACAGAACUCAGAAAAGAUGCCUGAGAUUGAGGAGGCUGUGGAGAUGCAGGACCUGAACCCAGCACAGGACAGUUCAGUUGAAGUUGAGCCUGUGGAGAUGGCAGCUUACCCCACUGAAGCCGUCGAUCUUCGAGCUCAGGAGGAGAACGAUGAGCUGUUGGAGUGGUGGAACACAGUCAAAAGUUGGUCAGAGUGGAAUGAGGCGUCGAAUUUCCAGGAGGAGGACGAGGAAACGGCGAUGGAGCAGGCAGCCGAUCGUGUCUACAUGGCGGCUCGUCUGUUUGUGCGUCUCUUCAACCAGAGGGGGGCGGCCCUGCAGCAUCGCAUUCUGGAGCUCUUGGCUCUGGCUGACGCUUCAGAUCAGUUCCACAAGAAAACAGUGUCGGUUGCUGUGGGUGGAGGCGUGGCCAGCGUCGCCGGCAGCAUAGCUACAAUCACGGGGCUCAUCCUGGCACCAUUCACUUUCGGUGCUUCUAUCAUUGUCACAGCGGUGGGGAUUGGUGUGGCGACUGCUGGCAGCAUCACUUCAGCCACAGCUAAUAUCACUGAUACGGUUCACUCCAACAUGGACCGCAAGAAGCUGGAGAAGAUGAUCCAGGGUUACCAGGAGGAGAUCAAAGACAUCAGGGAGAUCAUGGAGUUCGUACAGGCCGGUAUGGACACCCUGGACGAGUGGGACUUUGAAAAAUACUCACAGAGCGCUGCCAAAAAGGCCAUGAACCACAACCUGAAGCACGUGGUGAAGGAGGGCGGCCGUGCAGGGAAAGCUCUGAUGAUCAACACCGAUAAGCUCAUCAGCACUGUGCAGGUGUUGGGAGCUGCAGGCGGAGCCGCCAAAGCUGUCAGUGCCAUCAGUGUCACCACAGGGGUCAUGUCGGCCCUCUUCCUGGCUCUGGAUGUUUUCUUCCUCGCCAAAGACUCCCACGAGCUCCGCAAAGGAGCCAAAACUAAGUUUGCCAGAAAGAUCAGGGACGUGUGCAAAGAGCUCCAGGACGGCCUGCUGGAGCUGAACAAAGUGAAGACGCAGCUGCAGAAGACCAUGGAUGGCAUCGAGGUGGAGGAGUACGAGGAGAUCAAGGAGGUGGAGGUGGAGGUUGAAGACGAUUUUGAGUCAGAUCCAAAGAAGCUGGCCGAGCUGGAGCAGGAGCUGGACCUCAUAGAAGAGAAACUGGACAAAAGGGUCGAGGAGGAGCAGAAAAGGUUGAAAGAGAUUGAGCUGGAGAAGGAGAGGGAGAAGGAGAGAGAGAGGGAGAAGGAGAUGGAGAAUCUGAAAAAGAAGAUGGAGAAGAGCAUGAAGGAAAAAGAGGCAGAGGUGAAGGAGAAUGUGGUUGAGUUUGAAUUGGAGGAUAUUUCUGAUGAGAAGAAAGAGGAGAAGGAGGAAGAAGUCAAAGAGGAAGGAACAAAAGCAGAACCUCUGAAGGGAAAAAAGAAGGACAAAGAGACGGAGAACUGGAUUACAGCUGCCAAAGAAAAGUUUGACUUCAAGCGAGACAAGCCGAAAGACGACAAGGAGAAAGAGAAAAAUAAAACUGGAAAGGAAAAAAAGGAAAUCAAGAGCAAAUCAGGGGAUUCAAAAGAAGAGGAUCCGGUUGAAAAAGUGUACUCUGAGAGGUUUAAGACGGAGAGAGAGAGCCAGAGGAGCAGCAAAGAGGAGGAGAAAGAGAUCAAGCCUGAAUGGAAAUCUGUGAUUAAAGACAGAGAGGCUGAAGGAGGGAGUACGGCAACGAGGUGGCACAGCAGCAGAAGUGACAAAGAAGGACCCCACUGGAGAGAGAGAGGGAGCAAACAUGAAGGGAAGGACGCAGACAGCAGCAGCGUUAGUGGACACGGAAGACGCAGCAGCAGAACGGAGAGCUGGAGGAGGACAGAGGAGGAGAGAGGAGUGAAGGAUUGGAGGGCUGAGGCAAAGAGCAGAGAGGAGAAAAAAGAAAGCAAGGACGGAAGAGAAUCCAGAAGAGAGGAGCACGGAAAAGGUGACAUGAAGAGAGAGUCGUAUCGCAGCCACGAGACCACGUCAUCGAGGAGGGAGCACUCGCAGAGGGAGUGGGGGAGCGACUCAAAGAGGAGUCACCACAGGAGAGGAUCAGAUGACCGGAGGGAGAGAGAUGACGAGAAGCGAGGGAGCAGGAUUGAGAGUGAGAGGAGUAAGUUUGAGAGAGCUGAAGGUGAGGCGGGGGCGAAGGACCAGGAGAGAGUGAGGAGGGGGAGUGACAGGGAGAGGAGAGGGAGUGACAGAGACAGGGAGCACAGACACAGCCACCGGAGCUCUCGAUCCCAAGCCAACGCAAUGCUGGAGGACGGACUGAAUAUUUAGUCACUUGAAGAGAGGUGAUUAACACUCUGAGGUUUUAUAGAUUUAAUGUUCCAGCAGAGGUAGAAGUUGAAGCACUACAAGACUUUAAUAAAACUCAGCUUUUAAAUCAUGAAGCUCAGAGACGUGCCAAAAAAGGGUGCCUGAUGAGACUCUUGGUACUCCAGUACAUGAAACACCUCACAGAAACAUGGUCAAGGUGCCUACAUAUACAGUUUUGACCACUUAGACUUGUCCACUGUUGAGUCUGUGCUGCAAAACCACAAAUUCCCUGUGUGGAUGUUUCUCCUGCUUCUUCUUGUACUUCAGAAGGUUGCUGACACUGAGCUCAUCACGCUGGAGUUGAUGCCAUGGAUGGAUCAACAAGAGUUAUUGUUACUGAAAUUAACACAAUGCAGAAAUAUACAUGCACAAAACCAACAGGCGCUGAGACCGGCAGUCUGAGGUUAAAGUUUUGGCUUCAUUUGAGAACCAACAGGCUGAAGCAGCUAGCUACAAACUAGUAUCAAGCGCAGUAUCCCUGCUGCGAAGCUACAAAGCUAAUAAUUCAUGCUGUAGAUGUCAAGUCGUGAUGCAGGCUUAUAUGAAGGAAUCAUACAGUGCAAAUGCAAAAACCCUGUUGCAAUGCAGCCAAUCAAAUCUCUCACAGUGUACAAAUGAAGCUGCAGUGAGGGACUUCUGCAACAGGUUCUUUAUUCACUACAAAUCAAUCCUUGUGUGUAAAACGGGAUCCGUCUUUUUACUGAAAUCUGAAACUCUUAAUGAUCUUAAAGAUGCUGCUUUGUGGAAGAGGCUGCUACUUAUUUAUAACCAUGAUUUACUGAUGUGUAAACACUGUUACAACUUCACAUAUUUAUCUUUAAAACAGUUUAAUAUUUGAGUGAAAUGUGUCUCUAUAUGAAUGUGUCUGUUACUGACUAUAAUCCUGCAGGUGUUUCAGGGUAAAACUAGGUUUACUGUUAAACUCUAUAUUGUGCCUUUGUUACUGAAAGUUUAGGAUAGGUUUAGUUUUUUAAUUCAGUUUAUGUGUGAGGGAAUAUUUUCAGGAUGUAUAUAAACUUGUCAUGAACAUGUACUCGGAUGGUGUAUUAGAUUGACCUAUUACCAACUACUUUACACUCUGUGCACUUUAACCCUUCUUUGUGUCUUUUAUGCUGUUGCUCUAUAAUUUAAAAUUUUUUGCAACAA
Notolabrus celidotus (New Zealand spotty) is the source of this 6521-nucleotide messenger RNA. Its product is annotated as titin-like. The record is from RefSeq and is a predicted model, not a curated record. Bases 114 to 5336 code for a protein of 1740 amino acids. NCBI's taxonomy places the organism in Eukaryota, Metazoa, Chordata, Actinopteri, Labriformes, Labridae. Gene Ontology annotation, biological process: lipoprotein metabolic process; lipid transport. Gene Ontology annotation, cellular component: membrane; extracellular region. Gene Ontology annotation, molecular function: lipid binding. The transcript is spliced from 52 exons.